This is a messenger RNA of Cucumis melo (muskmelon), 2562 nucleotides long. RefSeq lists its product as uncharacterized. NCBI's taxonomy places the organism in Eukaryota, Viridiplantae, Streptophyta, Magnoliopsida, Cucurbitales, Cucurbitaceae. The record is from RefSeq and is a predicted model, not a curated record. The coding region runs from base 648 to 2228 and encodes 526 amino acids. The transcript is spliced from 5 exons.
UGCGCCUCACACGGUUUCUUCUUCAACACACUGAGCUGAAUCACUCAUUGAUUUUUUGUUUUCUCUCUCUAUGAAUUAAAAAAUUAAAAGUGGAAGUAAGAGAUCGCCAAUCGCCAUAACCCAUCUUCCACGGCUCUUCAUUUAAGUGCGCAAUUAGUGCCUUCAAUUUACAUUUCUCUGUUUUUGCCGCCUCUUCUGCCCUUUUUUGCUUCUCUUGUCAACUUCUUCCAUUUCUUUUUCAAAUUUUUAUUUUUUGUUUUUUUUAGAAAAUAAAUUUUGGUAAAGAAAACUGAUAGAUGAAUGGUUGAUUGAUGAUAGAUAAACCCACCACUAUAACCCCAUUUAACUUCAAACACUAUUCCUGUCAUUUGUAGUUGUUGCGCCACUUAAAUCCAAACCAAACCACCCCAUUUCUCUCUCUUUUUCUUCUCUCGAACCCUAGAUUUUCUUUUCAAAUUUGCUUCUGGGUUUGCGGUGGAUUAGCCCCACUAGGUGGGAUUUUUGAGCUUUUAUCUUGUUGUGUUAGUUAUUUGUUGUUCUGGGGUUGAUUUGAUUUGAAUUUGAGCUGUAAUGAGUGAAGAUAAUUCAGACCCAAUUGAGGGAGGUGGCAAUGAAGAUUGUUAAUCCAUUUCACAUGCAUUGCUUCUAUGGGAAAGAGUGAAGAAGAACAGCCACUGCCGGUUGGAGUGAGCUCUUCUGAGCUUUCUGACCGGAAUGUGGAGAACAGAUGCGGCGGCGGUGGGUGCUCUGAGAUUCGUAAACUGAUUGCGGUGAGAUGUGUGUUCUUCCUGUUACUAUCAGCGGCUGUGUUUCUUUCUGCUAUUUUUUGGCUGCCACCGUUCCUAUCCUAUGGAAAUUGGCCGGAUCGGCCUAUUGAUUCUGCUUAUAGAGAUCAUGACAUAGUAGCAAGUUUUCAUGCUUGGAAGCCAGUUCCUUUUCUGCAAAACCAUAUUUUUGAGCUUGAGGAUAACAUUUUCGGAGAAAUACCCAUACCUUCUGUCAAGGUGGCUAUCCUCUCACUACAAUCAUUAAGUGGACCAAAUGUAACAAAAAUAGUUUUUGCGGUAGAUUCUGAUGCCAAGUAUUCAAAAAUUCCCCCAACAUCUCAAAGCUUAAUCAAGGAAACCUUUGAAACAUUGGUUAUAAAUGAACCUCCUCUCAGAUUGAAUGAAUCUUUAUUUGGCAAUACAUCCUUAUUCGAGGUGUUGAAAUUUCCCGGAGGAAUAACUAUUAUUCCUCCUCAAAGUGCAUUUCUUCUUCAGACAGCGCAGAUCUAUUUCAAUUUUACGUUAAAUUAUUCUAUAUAUCAAAUUCAAGUGAAUUUCGAUGAUCUUUCCAGCCAGCUGAGGUCGGGAUUACGUCUAUCUCCUUAUGAGAAUUUAUAUGUUAGCCUAUCAAACGAGAGAGGCUCAACAAUGGAUGCACCCACUGUUGUCCAAUCAUCUGUCCUGAUGGCAAUUGGGACUAAUUUAUCUUCAUCGAAACAAAGGCUGAAACAGUUGGCUCAUACCAUCACAAAUUCUCAUUCAGGGAACCUUGGCCUGAACAACACCGUAUUUGGUAAGGUCAAGCGGGUGCGUCUUUCAUUUCUAAACCACUCUCUUGGUGGUGGUGGAAAUGCAUGGUCGCCUUCACCUGCACCUCUGCCUCAUUCCCACCACCACCACCACCACCACCACCACCACCACCACCACCACCGUCAUCACCACCACCACCAUCACCACCAUCACCACCACCAUCACCACCACCACCACCAGCAUGCUGCAUAUUCACCAAGUCCCGGAACAGAGGAGCACAAACAUGCACCGAAAAACGGGGUCUCAUCUGCUCCCGAAGCUGGUUCAUCCCCAAUGGAAGGUCCAACUUCAAGAAAAAGAAACUACGAAGCAACCCCACCUGCUUUUCGUUAUGGAUAUAAAAGAUCGUCAACAAAACUCAGAAAACAACAUCAUUUAGGCCCUAUUCCUUCUCCAAGCAGUUCUCCACCGUCGCCGUACUUACGAGUAGGCCUGCCAGCACCCGUCUCUGAUUCUAUUUCUGCAUCUAGUCCACUGUCAGGUGUAGUUUUAUCUAAUGUACAGCCUCCAAAUACAGGCAGCGGACAUGCAGAAAAUUUUGAAAGAAGUUCCCCUUCCGUCUUACCACCACAAUUUUCUUCUACUGCAGAUGUUCGUGUUUAUACUAUUCAAUGGACACUUGCGCUAUUUCUACUUGUAUGGCACGUAUAACCAAGCAGAUAAAACCUACAUGUAACAUGCAUAUUUCAGGAUGACCUCAUAAUUCAGAUUAGAGUUACGGUAGCGAGACCGACGCAAAGGCGUGCUCCUGCUAGAGUUGAUAAAUGAUGUUUCCAUGUAUGUAAAUACCAGAUGAAGCAAGUUGGGAGAUGCAUUUUUGUAGGUCAAAGUCACAGAGGUGGCAGGCCUUUUGUAAUUGUGUAUUGUGUUUCUCUUCUCCAUAAAAUGUGAGGAGGGAAGAAAUCUGCUAAAUGCGUCUCAUUUUGUUUUGUUCUCAACUUAUAAUUGUUAUAAGGUCAAUCAAGCAAUUACAAUUUUUUUUCAA